This is a messenger RNA of Sus scrofa (pig), 14357 nucleotides long. It is a transcript of the gene TENM3, whose product is annotated as teneurin transmembrane protein 3. Lineage: Eukaryota; Metazoa; Chordata; Mammalia; Artiodactyla; Suidae. Gene Ontology annotation, molecular function: protein homodimerization activity; protein heterodimerization activity; cell adhesion molecule binding. The record is from RefSeq and is a predicted model, not a curated record. Gene Ontology annotation, biological process: neuron development; heterophilic cell-cell adhesion; signal transduction. Gene Ontology annotation, cellular component: membrane; neuron projection.
AGGUGGGGGCUGCCUGGAGAGCUCAAAAGCAUUCCCCGCCCCCCUCCGGGAGGGCUGCGUAUCAGUGUGACAAGGGGGCCCCACGGGAGGGCGAUGUCUCCAGCUCCGUCCCAUUAUCCCAUACACGACCAGAUGCAUGAGCACGGCAAAGUCAUCAGCAGCACACGGCAGAGUUUGCAGUGAGCGGGCAGACGUUUGCAAAACAGACCGCGAGGACUUGCAUUUCUUCUCUCCCCCGCUCGUUUUUUAUUGCAGCCCAGGGCACGGUGUGAGCAGCCCACGGUCCCCGCCCUCCCGCGACCACAGCUCAUAGAGGCAAAAAUCCUGAUGGCCACAUAGCAAGCUGCCUCUUUGCUUUCCAGGGAUUCAUUUGGAGGAGAAAGUGCCUGGUAUAGUUUGGCACUGCACAACACCGGCUUUUCCUAAUGGCCUCGAAUGACGGAACUUUGUUAGGGAGGGAAAAAUAAUAAACCGCGAAGCCUGAAACUUAGCACGCAUAAGCUGCUUGGAUUGCGGGCUGCACCUUACACACACGCUUGAGGCGUUGAGCAGGACACCUGCGUGCCUUGUCCACCAGCGACGCCUGGCAGAGGGUGCACAGGGCUGUGUUAAUGAGUUCUAGAGUAGUCUGUCUGUACUGCAUCCAAUUAGUGUGAAUGCUGAGCAUCACCUAUGAAAAACUUUGAAUAUCCUGUAACAGGGAGCUGGGCUAGAGACAGGCUCUGAGAUUUAUUACCAUUUCUAAAUUUUAUGAGUUCUAUUGUUUCCUACACUUAUUACCAGCGUUAGCUAUAAUGAGAGUUCUAGGGGAAAAAGAGAGAGAGAGAGAGAGAGAGCUGAAAAGAAGAAACAGCCAGCCCCUCACCCAGCUCCCACCUGUUCUACCAGUAGUAAUUUAGCUUUUCUGUUCUGGCCUGUUUGGGAUGGAGCAAGGUAUCUUUUCUCUUGUGUGUGCAUGUAUUCCUAGAUGGCAAGGUACAGGAAAAAUCAGGGGUGUGUGUGUUAGUUUGACACUUUAGAAAAGUUUUGAACACUUAAAAUGUUUUUGUGUGAACUGGGCCACAAACGUAAUUUAUGAAACACCUUUCAAGUUUCCUUCUGAUCUUGUCACGGAUGCAAAUUUUAAGUAGCAUGUAUUUGUGGUUGUCAUGUAACAUCUGGGGCAUACCUUCAUAAUUGACAGUUUUUCUAAAGAAAAUGAGAAUGGCUAGAGAGAGGGGGACAGUAAUUAAUCUGCCCCCUCCGCCUUGUUUUUGUUGUGGUGGUUGUUUCUCCCUAAGUGUGAAAUACACGUGGCAGGAAGGAGACUGAUCCACCCCAGGGCAGCUCUGGAUUCUUCCCUUAAAGAUGUGCCUAUGGUGCCCUAGCGUCACUGGUCCCCCUGCCCCCGCCCCUCCCCGGAGAAGGCCCGAGAGCAGGGUGGGGUUGCUCAAGUAUCACUGCUACUUCCCAACGCCUGGUAGUGUGUUCCGUCACUUAGCAACUUUGGGAACUCACCAUGCGACUGGAUACACCAAUUGAAGUUUAUGUAUUCACCUUGUCACUUUGAUCGCCAAACCUUGGAGAAACUCAAUUCUAAAGGCUUAGGCUUUCCUAGGAGGCAUUCUUCUUGUUUUCCGAGGUCUUAGUUUCUGGUUCUGCACGUGCUUACAAAGGCAAAUGUUAUUUCCUCUAGCCACAGUCAGGUUAGAUGCAAACUGGUAGAACUGUCUGCUCUGAAUUUGAGAGGAGGUGAAAGGAGAAGGCUCGAGCGCACCAGUCCCUCUGCCCCGCCUCCAAGGACAGGUCCAGAUGGCAAGGGACACAACUGGUUAGCUACCUGGGUGGGGGUGGGGUGGGGGUAUACGCUCGGGCGCCCCAAGAGGAGCCAAAGCGCUUGUCCGCCCUGAGCGCGUCUGCCCCAGCCGGAAGCCACCUGUCAGGGAACAGAAAGGUAACUGCAGGUUCGCGGGGGGCCGAAGAGCCAGCGAUCAGCUGGACUAAAAUCGCAGGUUGGAUGUUCCCAAACUCCAGAGCAACCAGAACUUAAAGUUACCCCUGGGUCAGUAUCUUUACGGGGCAGGCGGUGGGGAGGGGGGGAAACACCUGGAGUGAGCGUUUCCCAGGGAACUUGAGUGAAUAGAAAAUGACAGUGCCUAGUGCACAGCAGUAAACUUAUUUUCCUCCCACAGCAAACAACGUCAGGGCAGGGGUAGUGUUGAAGGAGAAGGCGCAUUGAGGAGAGCGAGAGAGAGAGAAAGAAAGAGAGAGAAUGAGAGCUGUGCAGCCUUUGGAGGCCUCCAGAAUCUGUCUCCUGGCCAGGGGGCACUUGCUGAAAGUCCCAGAGCUUGAACCCGAGGGCGGACACUUGCGUACGACAUAGCCCAGCUGGGGUUACCCAGGAAGUCCGAGUGUUUAGAGCCCCCUCCCCCUUCCGAAGGUCAUUUGCACUCUUCAGCCUCGGAGGAGAGGACACUCUGGAAAGGAAGGCGCGGGUCAUUUUCGGAGACACUGUAAAGGACCGGCCGCCUACAGGGGGUGGAAAUCCUUAAUUACACCCUUCUGCCUUGAAAUCCAUCUUCCCGGCAGUGUCUUGCACUCCCACCUCUUCGGGUGACUCAGCUGACCUGAAAUGCCCACCCUAUGGAAGAUCAAGAAAAGUAGUUUUCGAAGAAGGUUAGAGGUUUGAUUACACUGAGAAGUGUUUCCACUUAGGUCCAAAGCAAUUACCCGCCCUCUCCCCCGCUCCUCCUCCGGGCCCCGACGGGAAGAAAAGGACGGACACCCCCCCUCGCCACCCGGCGCACGUACCCCCGCACUUUGUUGGUGCGUGUGAAUUUCACUGGGCGCCGUAAGUUCAUUAGUGUUUGUAAUCAGCGGCAGGCAGACCCCUAGUCCAGCCGAAAGCUGGCAAGAGCCAUUCAUCAGCGUGAAGUGUUAUUCAUGGAUGACCCCUAAAUCACGGCCAGGGUAGUAGAUGCCCUGAUUGGUCACAGCAUGGGAGCCUCGGUGCUUUCCCGAACCCUACGCGGCCGGGAGGAGGGAAGGAGGGAGGGGCGGCGAACGUGGUUCCGUCCGGCAAAUCCCAUUUGACAGAAAAAGGCAGUAAACGGGGAAUUUCUUCUUUUGAAUAAAGAAGAAAAAGAAAUAAAGUACCUGUCAUCUUGACAAGUGGCGGCGCGGAGGAGUCCGGGAUUAUAAAUGAUCACAGCCGAGUCCAGCUCGCCCCGUGAUUGGGCUCUCCCGCGAUCAGCACGGGGGAAGCGCAUGACAGGCCAAUGAGAACUGAACCCCGAGCCUAAUUUGUCACAGCCAGGACCGAUGUGCACGCGGAAGGAAUGAAGUAUGGAUGUGAAAGAACGUAGGCCUUACUGCUCCCUGACCAAGAGCAGGCGGGAGAAGGAACGGCGGUACACCAAUUCCUCCGCGGACAAUGAGGAGUGUAGGGUACCGACACAGAAGUCUUACAGCUCCAGCGAAACCCUGAAAGCUUUCGAUCACGAUUCCUCACGGCUGCUUUAUGGAAACCGAGUGAAGGAUUUGGUCCACAGAGAAGCGGAUGAGUACAGCCGACAAGGACAGAAUUUUACUCUAAGGCAGUUAGGCGUUUGUGAACCAGCAACUCGAAGAGGACUGGCAUUUUGUGCGGAAAUGGGGCUCCCCCACAGAGGUUACUCUAUCAGUGCAGGGUCAGACGCUGAUACCGAGAACGAAGCAGUGAUGUCCCCAGAGCAUGCCAUGCGACUGUGGGGCAGGGGGGUCAAGUCAGGCCGCAGCUCCUGCCUGUCAAGCCGGUCCAACUCAGCCCUCACCCUGACAGAUACAGAGCAUGAAAACAAGUCGGACAGUGAAACCGAGCAACCUGCAAACAACCAAGGCCAGUCCACCCUGCAGCCUUUGCCACCCUCCCAUAAGCAGCACCCUGCACAGCAGCAUCCAUCCAUCACUUCUCUGAAUAGAAACUCCCUGACCAAUAGAAGGAACCAGAGUCCGGCCCCGCCGGCUGCUUUGCCCGCCGAGCUGCAAACCACACCCGAGUCCGUCCAGCUGCAGGACAGCUGGGUCCUUGGCAGUAAUGUACCACUGGAAAGCAGGCAUUUCCUAUUCAAAACAGGAACAGGGACAACGCCACUGUUCAGUACUGCAACCCCAGGAUACACUAUGGCAUCUGGCUCUGUUUACUCACCGCCUACCCGGCCACUACCUAGAAACACCCUAUCAAGAAGUGCUUUUAAAUUCAAGAAGUCUUCAAAGUACUGUAGCUGGAAAUGUACCGCCCUGUGUGCUGUAGGGGUCUCAGUGCUGCUGGCAAUACUCCUGUCCUAUUUUAUAGCAAUGCAUCUCUUUGGCCUCAACUGGCAAUUACAGCAGACUGAAAAUGACACAUUUGAGAAUGGAAAAGUGAAUUCUGAUACUAUGCCAACCAACACUGUCUCAUUACCUUCUGGCGACAAUGGAAAAUUGGGUGGAUUUACACAAGAAAAUAACACCAUAGAUUCCGGAGAACUUGAUAUUGGCCGAAGAGCAAUUCAAGAGGUUCCUCCUGGGAUCUUCUGGAGAUCACAGCUCUUUAUUGAUCAGCCCCAGUUUCUUAAAUUCAAUAUCUCUCUUCAGAAAGAUGCAUUGAUUGGAGUAUAUGGCCGAAAAGGCUUACCGCCUUCUCACACUCAGUACGACUUUGUCGAGCUUCUGGAUGGCAGCAGGUUGAUUGCAAGAGAGCAGCGGAACCUACUUGAGUCCGAAAGAGCCGGACGACAGGCGAGGUCCGUCAGCCUCCACGAGGCCGGCUUUAUCCAGUACUUGGAUUCUGGAAUCUGGCAUCUGGCAUUUUAUAAUGAUGGGAAAAAUGCGGAGCAGGUGUCAUUCAAUACCAUUGUUAUAGAAUCUGUGGUGGAAUGCCCCCGGAAUUGCCAUGGAAAUGGAGAGUGUGUUUCUGGAACGUGCCAUUGUUUUCCAGGAUUUCUAGGCCCAGAUUGUUCAAGAGCAGCCUGUCCAGUGCUGUGUAGUGGCAACGGCCAGUACUCCAAGGGCCGCUGCCUCUGUUUCAGCGGCUGGAAGGGCACCGAGUGUGAUGUGCCGACUACCCAGUGUAUUGACCCGCAGUGCGGGGGUCGUGGGAUUUGUAUCAUGGGCUCUUGUGCUUGCAACUCUGGAUACAAAGGAGAAAACUGUGAAGAAGCUGACUGUCUGGACCCUGGAUGUUCCAAUCAUGGUGUGUGCAUCCAUGGGGAAUGUCACUGCAAUCCAGGAUGGGGUGGUAACAACUGUGAAAUACUCAAGACCAUGUGUCCAGACCAGUGCUCUGGGCAUGGGACAUAUCUUCAGGAAAGUGGCUCCUGUACUUGUGACCCUAAUUGGACUGGCCCAGAUUGCUCAAAUGAAAUCUGCCCUGUGGACUGCGGCCCCCACGGUGUUUGCAUGGGGGGCACUUGUCGCUGUGAAGAGGGCUGGACGGGUCCAUCGUGUAACCAGAGAGCCUGCCACCCGCGCUGUGCCGAGCAUGGGACCUGCAAGGAUGGCAAGUGUGAAUGCAGCCAGGGCUGGAACGGAGAGCACUGCACCAUCGCUCACUAUUUGGAUAAGAUAGUUAAAGCAGACAAGAUAGGAUAUAAAGAGGGUUGCCCCGGUCUGUGCAACAGCAACGGAAGAUGUACGCUGGACCAAAAUGGCUGGCACUGUGUUUGCCAGCCCGGAUGGAGAGGAGCGGGAUGCGAUGUAGCCAUGGAGACCCUCUGCACAGAUAGCAAGGACAACGAGGGAGAUGGACUCAUCGACUGUAUGGAUCCUGACUGCUGUCUACAGAGUUCCUGCCAAAAUCAGCCCUAUUGUCGUGGAUUGCCGGAUCCCCAGGAUAUCAUUAGCCAAAGCUUACAAUCCCCAUCUCAGCAAGCUGCCAAAUCCUUCUAUGACCGAAUCAGUUUUCUCAUAGGAUCUGAUAGCACCCAUGUCAUACCCGGAGAAAGUCCUUUCAAUAAGAGCCUUGCAUCCGUCAUCAGAGGCCAAGUACUAACUGCUGACGGAACUCCACUUAUUGGAGUGAAUGUCUCAUUUUUCCAUUACCCAGAAUACGGAUAUACUAUUACCCGCCAGGAUGGAAUGUUUGACUUGGUGGCAAAUGGUGGAGCUUCUCUGACUUUGGUAUUUGAGCGCUCCCCAUUCCUCACUCAGUAUCACACGGUGUGGAUUCCAUGGAAUGUCUUUUAUGUGAUGGAUACCCUCGUCAUGAAGAAAGAAGAGAAUGACAUUCCCAGCUGUGAUCUGAGCGGCUUUGUGAGGCCAAAUCCCAUCAUCGUGUCGUCACCUUUAUCCACCUUUUUUAGAUCUUCUCCUGAAGACAGUCCCAUCAUCCCCGAGACACAGGUACUCCACGAAGAAACCACAAUUCCAGGAACAGAUUUGAAACUUUCCUACCUGAGUUCCAGAGCUGCAGGAUAUAAGUCAGUACUCAAGAUUACCAUGACCCAGUCCGUUAUCCCAUUUAAUUUAAUGAAGGUUCAUCUUAUGGUAGCUGUAGUGGGAAGACUCUUUCAGAAGUGGUUUCCUGCCUCACCAAACUUGGCCUAUACUUUCAUAUGGGAUAAAACCGAUGCCUAUAAUCAAAAAGUCUAUGGUCUAUCUGAAGCUGUUGUGUCUGUUGGAUAUGAGUAUGAGUCGUGCUUGGACCUGACUCUGUGGGAGAAAAGAACUGCCAUUUUGCAAGGCUAUGAAUUAGAUGCUUCCAACAUGGGUGGCUGGACGUUAAAUAAACAUCACGUGUUGGAUGUUCAGAACGGGAUACUGUACAAGGGAAAUGGGGAGAAUCAGUUUAUCUCCCAGCAGCCCCCAGUCGUGAGUAGCAUCAUGGGCAAUGGACGAAGACGCAGCAUCUCAUGCCCAAGUUGCAAUGGUCAAGCUGAUGGGAAUAAGCUCUUGGCCCCAGUGGCACUAGCGUGUGGGAUCGAUGGCAGUCUGUAUGUAGGGGAUUUCAACUAUGUCCGGCGGAUUUUCCCUUCUGGAAACGUAACAAGUGUUCUGGAACUAAGAAAUAAAGAUUUUAGACAUAGCAGCAACCCAGCUCAUAGAUACUACCUUGCAACGGAUCCAGUCACGGGAGAUUUGUACGUUUCUGACACUAACACCCGCAGGAUUUAUCGGCCAAAGUCACUUACGGGUGCAAAAGACUUGACUAAAAAUGCUGAAGUGGUGGCAGGAACGGGUGAACAGUGCCUUCCUUUUGAUGAAGCCAGAUGUGGAGAUGGAGGGAAGGCUGUGGAAGCAACACUCAUGAGUCCCAAAGGAAUGGCGAUCGAUAAAAAUGGACUAAUCUACUUUGUUGAUGGAACCAUGAUCAGAAAAGUUGAUCAGAAUGGAAUCAUAUCAACUCUCCUGGGCUCUAAUGAUCUGACUUCAGCCAGACCUUUAACUUGUGACACCAGCAUGCACAUCAGCCAGGUACGUCUGGAAUGGCCCACUGACCUCGCCAUUAACCCUAUGGAUAACUCCAUUUAUGUCCUGGAUAAUAAUGUAGUUUUACAGAUCACUGAAAAUCGUCAAGUGCGCAUUGCUGCUGGGCGGCCCAUGCAUUGUCAGGUGCCAGGAGUGGAGUAUUCCGUGGGGAAGCACGCAGUGCAGACGACCCUGGAGUCGGCCACUGCCAUCGCUGUGUCCUACAGUGGGGUUCUGUACAUCACCGAAACCGACGAAAAGAAGAUCAACCGAAUAAGGCAGGUCACGACAGAUGGGGAGAUCUCCUUGGUUGCUGGGAUCCCUUCAGAGUGUGACUGCAAAAAUGAUGCCAACUGUGACUGCUAUCAGAGUGGGGAUGGUUAUGCCAAAGACGCCAAGCUGAGCGCUCCGUCCUCCCUCGCCGCCUCUCCGGAUGGGACCCUGUACAUCGCAGACCUGGGAAAUAUUCGGAUCCGGGCUGUGUCAAAGAACAAGCCUUUACUUAACUCGAUGAAUUUUUAUGAAGUCGCCUCUCCCACGGACCAAGAGCUCUAUAUCUUUGACAUCAAUGGCACUCACCAGUAUACUGUAAGUUUAGUCACCGGUGAUUACCUGUACAAUUUUAGCUAUAGCAAUGACAAUGAUAUUACUGCUGUGACCGACAGUAAUGGCAAUACCCUGAGGAUUAGACGAGACCCGAAUCGGAUGCCCGUUCGAGUGGUGUCUCCAGAUAACCAAGUGAUAUGGCUGACGAUAGGAACAAAUGGAUGUUUGAAGAGCAUGACCGCUCAAGGACUAGAGUUGGUUUUGUUUACUUACCAUGGCAACAGCGGCCUUUUAGCCACUAAAAGUGAUGAAACUGGAUGGACAACUUUUUUUGACUAUGACAGUGAGGGGCGUCUGACCAAUGUGACCUUUCCAACUGGCGUGGUCACAAACCUUCACGGAGACAUGGACAAGGCUAUCACGGUGGACAUUGAGUCCUCCAGCCGAGAAGAAGAUGUCAGCAUCACUUCCAACCUGUCUUCCAUUGACUCCUUCUACACCAUGGUCCAAGAUCAGUUAAGAAACAGCUACCAGAUUGGUUAUGAUGGCUCCCUUCGAAUAAUCUACGCCAGUGGUCUGGAUUCGCACUACCAAACAGAGCCGCACGUUCUGGCUGGCACCGCUAACCCGACAGUUGCCAAAAGAAAUAUGACUCUUCCUGGUGAAAACGGUCAGAAUUUGGUGGAAUGGAGAUUCCGAAAAGAGCAAGCCCAAGGCAAGGUCAACGUCUUUGGUCGGAAGCUCAGGGUUAAUGGCAGAAACCUCCUUUCAGUUGACUUUGAUCGAACAACAAAGACAGAAAAGAUCUAUGAUGACCACCGUAAAUUUCUGCUGAGGAUCGCUUACGACACGUCAGGGCAUCCAACCCUCUGGCUGCCCAGCAGCAAACUGAUGGCCGUCAAUGUCACCUACUCGUCCACGGGUCAAAUUGCCAGCAUCCAGCGAGGAACUACGAGCGAGAAAGUAGAUUAUGAUGGGCAGGGGAGAAUCGUUUCCAGGGUUUUUGCUGACGGUAAAACGUGGAGUUACACGUACUUGGAAAAGUCCAUGGUCCUUCUGCUCCAUAGCCAGCGGCAGUACAUCUUCGAAUAUGACAUGUGGGACCGGCUGUCUGCCAUCACCAUGCCCAGCGUGGCACGCCACACUAUGCAGACCAUCCGCUCCAUCGGCUACUACCGCAACAUAUACAACCCCCCGGAAAGCAACGCCUCCAUCAUCACGGACUACAACGAGGAAGGGCUGCUUCUGCAGACAGCUUUCCUGGGGACCAGCCGCAGGGUCUUGUUCAAGUACAGAAGGCAAACCAGGCUCUCAGAAAUUUUAUACGAUAGCACGAGGGUUAGUUUUACCUACGAUGAGACAGCGGGAGUCCUUAAAACAGUAAACCUCCAGAGUGAUGGCUUUAUUUGCACCAUUAGAUACAGGCAGAUUGGGCCCUUGAUUGACAGACAGAUCUUCCGCUUCAGUGAGGAUGGCAUGGUGAACGCGAGGUUCGACUACAGCUAUGACAACAGUUUUCGGGUGACCAGCAUGCAGGGUGUCAUCAACGAAACGCCACUGCCCAUUGACCUCUAUCAGUUUGAUGACAUUUCUGGAAAAGUCGAGCAGUUUGGGAAAUUUGGGGUUAUCUAUUAUGAUAUUAAUCAGAUCAUCUCCACAGCGGUGAUGACUUACACCAAGCACUUUGAUGCUCACGGCCGCAUCAAGGAAAUUCAGUAUGAGAUAUUCAGGUCACUCAUGUACUGGAUUACCAUUCAGUAUGAUAACAUGGGUCGGGUGACCAAGAGAGAGAUUAAGAUAGGGCCCUUCGCCAACACCACCAAGUAUGCUUAUGAGUACGAUGUUGACGGACAGCUCCAGACAGUUUAUCUAAAUGAGAAGAUCAUGUGGCGUUACAACUACGAUCUGAACGGCAACCUCCAUUUACUGAACCCCAGUAACAGUGCGCGCCUGACACCCCUUCGCUAUGACCUGCGGGACAGAAUCACUCGACUGGGUGACGUGCAGUAUCGGCUGGAUGAAGAUGGCUUCCUGCGUCAACGAGGCACCGAGAUCUUUGAGUACAGCUCCAAGGGGCUUCUGACCCGAGUUUACAGUAAAGGCAGCGGCUGGACGGUGAUCUAUCGUUACGAUGGCCUGGGAAGGCGUGUGUCGAGUAAGACCAGCCUAGGACAGCACCUGCAGUUUUUUUAUGCUGACCUGACGUAUCCCACCAGGAUCACACACGUCUACAACCAUUCCAGUUCAGAGAUCACCUCCCUCUACUAUGACCUCCAAGGACAUCUCUUUGCCAUGGAAAUCAGCAGCGGGGAUGAAUUCUACAUCGCCUCAGAUAACACCGGGACACCGCUGGCUGUUUUCAGUAGCAACGGGCUCAUGCUCAAACAGAUUCAGUACACUGCGUACGGUGAAAUCUAUUUCGACUCCAAUAUUGAUUUUCAGCUAGUAAUUGGCUUUCAUGGUGGCUUGUAUGACCCACUCACAAAAUUAAUCCACUUUGGAGAAAGGGAUUAUGACAUUUUGGCCGGACGGUGGACCACACCUGACAUAGAGAUCUGGAAAAGAAUUGGGAAGGACCCAGCUCCUUUUAACCUGUACAUGUUCAGGAAUAACAACCCUGCAAGCAAAAUCCAUGAUGUGAAAGACUACAUCACAGAUGUUAACAGCUGGCUGGUGACAUUUGGCUUCCACCUGCACAAUGCUAUCCCUGGCUUCCCUGUCCCCAAAUUCGACUUAACGGAGCCUUCCUACGAACUUGUGAAGAGUCAGCAGUGGGAUGACGUACCGCCCAUUUUCGGAGUCCAGCAGCAAGUGGCGAGGCAGGCCAAGGCCUUCCUGUCCCUGGGGAAGAUGGCCGAAGUGCAGGUGAGCAGACGCAGGGGCAGCGGAGCGCCGUCCUGGCUGUGGUUCGCCACAGUCAAGUCGCUGAUCGGCAAGGGCGUCAUGCUGGCCGUGAGCCAGGGCCGCGUGCAGACCAACGUGCUCAACAUCGCGAACGAGGACUGCAUCAAGGUGGCAGCCGUGCUCAACAACGCCUUCUACCUAGAGAACCUGCACUUCACCAUCGAAGGCAAGGACACGCACUACUUCAUCAAGACCAGCACGCCCGAGAGCGACCUGGGCACGCUGCGCUUGACAAGCGGCCGCAAGGCGCUGGAGAACGGCAUCAACGUGACCGUGUCGCAGUCCACCACCGUGGUCAACGGCAGGACUCGCAGGUUCGCCGACGUGGAGAUGCAGUUCGGCGCCCUGGCGCUGCACGUGCGCUAUGGCAUGACGCUGGACGAGGAGAAGGCGCGCAUCCUGGAGCAGGCGCGGCAGCGCGCGCUCGCGCGGGCCUGGGCGCGCGAACAACAGCGCGUGCGCGACGGCGAGGAGGGCGCGCGCCUCUGGACGGAGGGUGAGAAGCGGCAGCUCCUGAGCGCCGGCAAGGUGCAGGGCUACGAUGGGUACUACGUACUCUCGGUGGAGCAGUACCCGGAGCUGGCCGACAGCGCCAACAACAUCCAGUUCCUCCGCCAGAGCGAGAUCGGGAAGAGGUAACCCCCGGGCCGGCGGCAGGGACGCGCACGCGCGCGGCCACCCCCCGCGGGGGCCGGGCCGGCGGGGCGCCGCCUGCCUCUCCAGCCCCAGCCCCACCUCUGCUCAGAUCUGCCUGUAGCACAAUCCGAGGGGGACUCUCCGGCACCGAAGAGCCUUCCGGGAGUACCAGACUGCAAUUAAAAAACAACCCCCCCCCCCAAAAAAAAGAUGAGAAAUUUUCUUCUGAAUGACCUUAAAGGUGAUCGGCUUUAAAGAAUAUGUUUACAUAUGCAUAUCGCUGCACUCAGUCGGACUGAAAGUAUUACAAGGAAAACAGAUCAUUCAAGAAAGGAAAGAAGGCCCAAAUAUUGGCUCUGGGCCGGCUGUUCUUUGAGGCACUGUGUUUAACGAAGGUAGAAAUGCAUUCAGUGUUUCCAAAUAUUACCGAAUUUCGACCUUUGCUUACAAGAAGUAGUCUCUCUGCAUAGGAUGUGGUAUAUAUCUCUGUUAAUUUUAAAAUGUGGGGCAAAGUUACUGUUUCUAGACAACCCAAUUGUUUUCCCUGUGCUGCUUUGUAAAAGGACAUUGGCGCAAGUGACUUCUGCCACAGCGGGGAUUUCAUAACGGAUUUUACAAUGCUAACGUGGUUUGCCUUGGGGGGAAAAACUGGCAAAUAGAAUCCUUGUCACUGAUAAGCAAAGGAAACCCUGAUUUUUUUGUAAAUUAUGUGAGACAAGUUGUUUAUGGAUUUUUAUAUGAAUUACAAUUUACUGUACAUCAAAUAUUAGUCUCAGAGGAGUUAAUUUAUGUAAAGUGUUUAAAAAGUUUAUACUUAAAAAAUAAAACGAUAAAAACAUGUGAACUGUGUGAUUUUUUUAAAAGGAUUGCACCUUUUGUUAUCUGUUAUAGCUGUACAGUAUAAAUUAUUAUAUUGUAGAGAUAUAACGACUUAUGCCUAUAAUGUCCAGAAGUGUUAAUAUUUUUGUAUUAGGUUGAAAAAAUGUGCAACUUUCUAUCACUAGAUGGAUAGGACAGUGCAAUCCUACGUGGGUGGCUAAUCAGAGAACUUCUCCUUUCUCUUCCUUCUCUUUUUCAUCAGGCCAGUGUCCUCAACCAUUAUUAACUAAGAGGCACGGUAGAAAACUAAGGCUGGUGGAAUGUAACGGAAGAUAGGAAACAAAAACAAAACAAAAAAACCAAAAAAAGGGGGGGGAGGGGUGGUCAGGAGGCCUUCUCCGGCCUCUCUCGGCCCUAAAAGUCCACGGGGCGUGACUAUCUUUAACCCCAGGGUCUUACUGUUACCGUUCCUGGACUCUCCACUUCGCAAAGGAGGCAAGAGACCACAUCAGAAGCUCGGGAAUCCUGUGUGCACAGGAAGGGAUCUGAUGUAGUCACAACCAUAGACAUGUGUCUGCAGAUCUAGGAAAGCUAGCAGAAACCGAGCAGUGGUGAGGGAGCCAGAUGGGGAAGGUCAGGGUCACGGGUCUAGUCUUGAGUGUGGACCCUAGGGUCACCAAGAGGGACCAAAAACGAGAGAGACGAGAGCUCCCGUAAGCCCGCCCAACCCACUGGUCUAGGGAGCUGGUUUGAAUGGCAGCCUCUACUCUGUCUCGGGGAAGCCCGGGUUGGCAGAUCCAGCUGGAUGGGAACUGACCGCCGUGCCCUCCUGCACGUGUGCGCAUGCGCGCGCGGCCGAGCGGGAACACCGCCUGCACUUCUGAGCGGUUCGGUCGCUCUGGCACAUCUCUUUCGUGAGCACUAAAUUCAGCCACAAAAAUAUUUUUAGAAAAUCUUUCUCAGUUCAUUGAGCUAUAGUACACACUGUUUUCCUCUCUGUAUAAUGGUGAUAAAAUAUAGCAAGUGAACAUGUCGUAAAUAUAAAGGUUCAAGUGAUGUAUUGAAAAUAAUUUUCUAACUGCUUUGUAUGUAUCACAUACUCUAAAUUGCACAGUAGGCGUGUUUAUUAAACAGAUUGGCUGGGAAAGUUUCAAAAUAGCUACUGAAUUUACAGUAUCAGUGCUAUUACUGUCUUUGUGUAUUUGGUAGAGCAUACCGAAGUAAUUAAUCUUCUAAUGAAUGCUGAUAUUUUAUUAGAAUGAAAGCACAGAUUAGCAGUAAUAUUUUUUAUCCUGGAAAUCCUUUGGCGAGUAUUAUGAAGCCCAAAUUUAGAAAACUAUGAGAUUUCGAACCACAUAAACAUGUCUCUCUGUUUUACAUUUCAUUUUUUAACUGUUAACUUAGGUGUUUGCAGUUCUGUUGGAUGGCAUUUCUGCAGGGCUGUAUUUAGCAUGCUGUGAGUACUUUUGGUUGAAAUAGGCUCUUCGUCUAAAUUCUCAGAAAUGUUUCUGAUGUGUUGACCAUGAAAAGCUUGUUCCACAUGACAGAAGUGACAUCAUAAUCUUACCCUCUUCUUGACACGGACUGGUCCUUUACGCUGGCACCGAUAAAUAACAGAUUUGGAUUAUCUCCUGGUGCUUAUUUUAGAUGAAGUCAAAUCAACCCAAUUAGUGUCUUGUUAGUAGGUAUAAUGAGCCUAUUUCUUUCUAAAAAGACUUGUGAUCUGGACAUGCUUUUACAAGAAAUAGUGACCUUGGGGAGUAUGUAAACAAAAGACCUUUUUCUAACAGUUGGGGGGUGAGGGGUGGGGGGAGGAACUGUAUAAUGAAAAGAAUUAGCUUACAAAAAAAAAAGAAAAGAAAUCGAUAUUCAAAGUAUUUUAGGCAAAGCCAGUCAAAAUGCUUUCAUGAUAUUUUGAGAUGUAAAUUUUGUCUGAUUUGUAUUGUUCUUUUCAUUUGCCUUCUUAACUUUAUAUGUGACCUGAAUUUUCCAUAACUUGAUGACUAUAGAUUGCAUCUAGGCAUUCCAAUAAAAGCCAACCCAAUGUG